GCUGGAGUGACUCGCUUUCCUCCCUGUUUUCCAGACGGGGCCUACCACCACGCAUCUCAGAAACUAUGGAUUAUCGGGUAUAGUUGGCAAUCUCCCCUCCAAGCAACUCGAGAGGCAUUGAUAGUUGGACAGGCAUCUAACAAUGAACGAACACGUCAGGAGAUUAGGGGGCACUUUAUAAACGGCUGGCCACCAAGGGAAUCGCUGUGAAACGUUAUCGACAAGUUCGAUGACACGCGUCGCACCGGUAGUGCUAGUGCUGUGGUGUUUAACUGGCUUUCUAAGUGGCUGGUAGUCGGCCGACACGGCGGGAGUGAAAAUCGAGUAGCAUCUCGUUUCAAGAAUGUGUACCACCACGGUAACAUGGUACGAAGAAAAGAAGGAGGCGAAUCAGACAAUGGAGAAGGACGUGGAACCGCUUCCAUUGCCAGUACGAACCUCGGCUAGCCAACGGAUAAUAUGGCGAAAUGUGAUUGGUAUCAUUGUGCUUCAUUUCCUCGCCGUUUACGGUUUCGUGAGCGGUUAUCGAGAUGCCAAGCUUUGGACGUGGAUUUGGAGUUUUGCGUACGGUGUCGUGGCUGGUUUGGGAAUAACGGCAGGAGCUCAUCGCCUGUGGGCGCAUAAAAGUUAUUCCGCCAAGAUUCCUCUGCGAAUAUUUCUUGCUUACUUAUAUUGCAUGGCUGGUCAGACGCAUUUUUAUAAAUGGAUACGAGAUCACAGGACGCAUCACAGAUACACAGAAACAAAUGCAGACCCGCACGAUGCGACCCGUGGAUUUUUCUUCUCUCAUAUCGGCUGGCUGAUGGUUAAAAGGCAUCCAGCCGUGAAAGAAUACGGCAGUAAAAUCGAUAUGAGCGACAUCACUGCGGAUCCUGUAAUAAAAUUCUUCGACAAGUAUUACGAGGUCAUCAUGAUUUCGCUGUGCUUCGUACUGCCGAUAUUGUUGCCGGUGUUCGUGUGGAGCGAAACGUGGUUCAUAAGCGUUCAUGCGAUGCUCAUUCGCUACGUCUGGUCGUUGCACGCCACUUUUAUCGUGAACAGUUUCGCCCACAUGUGGGGAAAUCGACCAUAUAACAGGAGGGUCAAGCCAACGGAAAACCCAACCGUUUCUUUCUUCGCGCUGGGUGAAGGUUGGCAUAAUUACCAUCAUUCUUUCCCGUGGGAUUACAAGGCUGCGGAACUGGGCGCAUAUGGCCUGAAUCCUACCACCGGUUUUAUAGAGCUGAUGGCGCGCUUAGGCUUGGCGUACAAUUUAAAAACACCGAAGAAAGAGCUGGUCGAUCGAACGAUACUGAAGAAGGGCGAUGGAACGGACAGUCUUUGGGGACGUCGGAGACACUGAGAAGAUUUCGUAUCGGGAGCGAUAUAGCCAGAUCGUAAAACGAAGCGUUAAAAUAGGGUCACUAGUUGAUCUAACUACAGCUAGGGUUAUGUGCAUUUUGUAUGCACGCUGGCACUUACGUACGUCAGCUUUCUGAAAUUUCUGACAGUACAAUGAUAAGUCAUAAAAUUGAUAGAAGUCAGAAUUUUGCAAAAUUUGAACUGAUCCUGAGUCGACAUAGUAUAAUCCUGGACGAAGCUCUGGGUAAUUGCUUAUGUCCUUCAAAUUACGUAUUUCAACCGUGUUAUAUAUUUUACUGACCGAUUUUGCGAUCUCACUGUAUCGCGUCCAUUUGAUAUACAUACUAAUUUUUUUUAUAUGACUGCAAGAAGAAAAACAGCAGCCUCGGAUACCAAAUAUUAUUUUUAUAAAGCAACAGUGUGGGGUGAAAAUAUUCUUUUUAUUUAAAUGCUUUUGUAUAUUUUCGUAUUUGUAGAGGGAUUUAUAUGCUUCGGACGUCACGCGAAUCCUUUUGCUGUUAUCAUUCCAGGUUUAUUUAGCGCGUUUUCGCAUCGCGUAUCAGGCCGGGUCAGGUAUAUGGGUGAACACGUACGCGUAUAAUGCUAGGCCGAUGUUUAUGUAGGAACAAAUAGUUUCCUCUACGUGUAUCUAUCGUACUUAUGUUUCUCUCGAACUAAAGUCACCGCAAGUGUUUUUAUAAUGAAACCGAUUCCAGCGAAAUCGGACAAUCGAAAUCUGUUCAAAUAUUAAAUGACGCUGAAAAAACAUCCGUUCGUUGGUCGUAGAACGUAAUCGAGAUAGAUUCGCGUUAAUUAGCAAGGAUAUUGAAUAUUUACGAUGGUAUACUAUAUACUGUAGCGUGCUACAGAGUACAACGAAUGAAACGAAAACGAACAGAAUACCUUCACGGAAGUUCGUCUCGAAAUGCAAAUAGCAUUUGCAAAUGAAACGAAAUAAGGCUUACUUUACCAAGGAACUUUACGAAUUUCCCGUUGUAGCAUACACAACCGUCAGCGCUGAGCUGACAACAAACUUUAAACACGGUUCACCGUUUGCAAGCUCCAAAUUCUGCCACAGCGUUAUAUAGGACGUGAAAAUUAUUUAUUCGAUACUAUGUACUAUACUACUAUAUUUCUGAACGUGAAAAGUAACGUUUCAAGAGCAUUUUCGAAAAUACGAUAGCGGGGCUUGUUACGCAUCGCGUUGUUCAUUUAUUCAAGAAGUCUGUAGGAGUUGUCGAAAAGCGACCUGUUCUACCUUGCUUUAACGGUCAAAGCACCAACGAAGGGUCGUCGUUUUGGAAGGUACGUAAUGAAUGCUGCAGUAAUGAACCGUGUUUAGCCUAUCUAUUCGGGCGUACACCUAUAUACAGCACGGUUAUUUCCGGUAGGUACUCUGUGUUGUCUAUCUCUUUGUCCCUUAAAAUGUCACUUCUUCGUAGAAACGUAAUUAUCGAGUAAUAAGCGUCAAUUUCUCGGCAAUAAAUAAACUUUAAUAUCGAUUAGUCAGAGGCAAAACGCUUCUAAUCGAGUCUAAACCAAUGUUAAUUAACGAGCAUGCAAUCGUCGGAAACGAAACAAUUUCAGAUAAUUUUGGCAUGUUCCGCGUUCGGUAUGCAUGAGGCUCGUGUAAAUUUUCAUCAGGUGAUCAUUAUUGGUCCGUGUUCGGUAAUGAUGGUCGCGCGUAUUUUGCGUACACGCGGCAGCCACUUUCACUUGUCGCGUUCCGACACGCGGCGCUUGCAUAUCGCACGAAUUAUUCAACGAAACGGCGGAAAUUAAUUAUCGGUGCAACAACGGUUACUGAAGCUUUAACGAUGUAGUAAUUACAUGCUGGUUGCUCGCCGUACUGAGAAAACACGUAACCGGUCGUGUUUGCAGUCGUGUAAUAUUUCGCAGAUUUGUAUUAGCUACGCGAUAGAUAUCGCGCAUAGAUUACACGCUUUAUAAAUACCGGCGGCAUUUCUGCUCUCCACGUGUUCGUUCUACGAUAUUGUUCAUUUAUGUUCUAGAUUAUCGUUGGUAUCACCCCCGUUUAUUUUUAGGCAGACAGAGAGGAAAGGAAAAAAAGAAAGAAAGAAAACAUUGCACGAAACUACAGACUAUCGUAAAGUCGGGCAAAAAUACACUACGAGUUUCCAUAAGUAUGACACGAAGGCAGCGCAGUUAUAGCGACUUUUCAUAUUUAUAGCUGGACAGGACAUUGUUUCACCGUAUGUACGGCUACUGGCCUAUAGUAUUUUUAUCUUCGACAGUUAUUCUCGGAUGAUAGGUAGCCGAUAAUAACAGCGUAGAGACUAGUUUUUUAUUAGCUACGCAGUAUCAUCGUUUUGGAAGAAGUAUGCGCUAAAAAUGGAAAAUGGUAAUCGAUGAAUGUUAUAUUUCAGAGACGUAAAAAUGUAUUUCUAAAAAAUCACGCAAUAAUUCGUUGGGCAAAAUUUCUCGUCUAAAUUAAAAUGCAAAGUAGCUCAAACAGAGGGAUGAAUCAUUGCUCUCAUAUCGAGCUAAGGGUAUUUAUAUUCAAACAAGGAUGCCGUGGAAAAUUAACGUUUUUUUUACGAUCCUAUUUGGACAUGACAUUUAUCGAUUCUGAUUACCUUCAAUUACGGUUAUACCUUAGUCGGAAACGAUUUCGCGGAGAAUCACUUCUCUACGUUUCUCCGGUAAUUCUCUCGUGUAUUGAUUAACGAUAAGAGAUGAAAUCAGUGUCUGCGUCCUCACACUAUGCACCGUGUAUUUCUGCCAUUCCCUCGGCAUCGUCGAGUAUUUUCCUCUAUGAAUUUGUUAUGACCAUCGCAAUAGAACGGAUCGAUAAGACACAUUCUGUCUGUGCGCGCCUCUGAUGUGUCUUUUACCGUCGCCUCGAGGCGAUGGAAUAAAUUUGAAUCGCAUAUAUGUACAGAGAAAGAUCGUUCGUUGAUCCGAUACGACUAGAAAAAUCAGAUUUACUUUGUUUCAUUAUUCUUCUCUUGACCAUAUGCAUACACGUUUCUAAUUUGUAAACUUCAUUUAUAUAUGCUACUAACUAUUCUUGAAUUACCUACUGCCAAGAAAAUUUGAGUUACUGAAAAGAAGCGCGUUGCAGCGGAGUUAACGAUUUAAUUAGAAGAGAAUUAUGAUUGUACAGCGCGGUACGGGCUUACAAUAACUAUAAAUAUGGUCACAGUCUUGCACAGCUUAACGCCUUGACGGUGAUACAUCAGACUAGUUAUUAGGCGUUAGCGUGUGCCUAAGUUAUGCAUUAGCGGGUCUUAUUUCGAAAUAUGUCUUUAAAAAAAGAAUUUAUACGUACGGGUGUAAUUUACGUAUAUUUACGGGUAUAAUUACGUAGUAUUAUAUAGUAGUAUUACAGUAGAUCGCUCAAUUUUAUGCUCACAUUUAUUAAAAUUCUAAUUAUACUUAUACACCAAUAAAGUUUACCAGCAGCUG
Bombus terrestris (buff-tailed bumblebee) is the source of this 4770-nucleotide messenger RNA. Its product is annotated as acyl-CoA Delta-9 desaturase. Bases 344 to 1342 code for a protein of 332 amino acids. The record is from RefSeq and is a predicted model, not a curated record. Gene Ontology annotation, molecular function: stearoyl-CoA 9-desaturase activity; iron ion binding. Gene Ontology annotation, cellular component: endoplasmic reticulum membrane. Gene Ontology annotation, biological process: unsaturated fatty acid biosynthetic process. The transcript has 6 exons. NCBI's taxonomy places the organism in Eukaryota, Metazoa, Arthropoda, Insecta, Hymenoptera, Apidae.